AUGACAACGUCAAUAGCAUCAACAACGUGUACAAGAUGGUACACGUUGCGUCAAUUACAAAUCUUUCAAUUUUGCUUUGGCGCUUAUCUAACAAUUCAUUUUGCACAAUUAGUACCUUAUGCCACAGAACUAUUUGGUCGAACUGAUCACUCGACAACAUUAUUAAGUGUAUUUUUAUUUUCAUUAUCGCUUUUAUCUAUUGUAUUUGCUUUACGUUUAUUCGCUCCACGUUGUAUUGCUCUUUUACUUUGGUAUGGCUGGGCGUGUCUUUUCAAUCGAAAUGUUUUAAUAUCGAAUCCAGGCAUUCCUUACAUUGGCCUUCUUUUACUAGCAUUUAGUCUCAUUAAAAUCAAGAAGCGUCAAAAAGAUGACAAGGACGAUGAACAACUCGAACUCAGUACUCAAGUUUUUCCAUGGUUAUAUUGGGGUGCAUGGACUUUGUAUGCAUUAGGUUACACAAUAAGUGGUUUGCACAAAUUGCAAUCCCCAAGUUGGAUCGAUGGUAGUGCAUUACAUCAUGUUCUACGAUCUCCUCUAUCACGCGAUAAUGCUCUAUGCCAUUUUCUACUCAAUACUAAUCCAUUGAUAUUGCAAGUGUCGACUUGGGCAUCCCUAUUUGCCGAAAUCACAUUUCUACCUCUUGGACUUUUCUAUCAUACACGGAAAGCAUAUUGGCUCGCGUUUCUUGCACUUCAUCUCGGGGUGCUCAUGGUUGUUAAUUUUACUGAUUUAACAUUCGGUAUUCUAGCCAUGCACUUCUUUCUGUUCGAUCCACGAUGGUUUUUUUCGAUUAAUAUUUCCUCCGCACAUACCAAACUAGAAUAA
Molecule: messenger RNA, 825 nt
Organism: Adineta ricciae
Lineage: Eukaryota; Metazoa; Rotifera; Eurotatoria; Adinetida; Adinetidae
Source: the annotation of a GenBank genome assembly